Messenger RNA from Myodes glareolus (Bank vole), 3232 nucleotides. The record is from RefSeq and is a predicted model, not a curated record. NCBI's taxonomy places the organism in Eukaryota, Metazoa, Chordata, Mammalia, Rodentia, Cricetidae.
UAUCACAGUGUAAGCCCCGGGUUCCCAAUGGGGGACUCAGGAUCAAGACGAUGUACCCUGGUCUCCCGGUUGCCAAUAUUCAGAAAAAGUAUUAGCAGAAGGCAUGACUCUCUCCCUUCUUCACCCUCUUCUGGAAACACAGCUGGUGUCCACAGCUCCUCGCCUUCCAGCACCAACUCCAGCUCAGGGAGCGUGGGGAAACGCAGGAGCAUCUUCCGGGCUCCAUCCAUCAGCUUCCACCACAAGAAGGGGAGUGAACCUAAGCCAGAACCCACCGACCAGAACCUUAGUAUUUCCAAUGGUGCUCAACCCACUCUCAGCAAUAUGCAGAAACUCAGUUUGGAGGAGCAAGUCAAAACCAGGGGAAGACAUUCUGUGGGUUUUAGUAGUUCACGAAGUAAGAAGAUAACAAGAUCUCUGACGGAAGAUUUUGAAAGAGAAAAGGAACCUUCAACUAAUAAGAAUGUCUUUAUAAAUUGUCUAAGUUCUGGCAGAAGUGAAGGGGAUGAUUCUGGAUUCACAGAAGAACAAACUCGCCGUUCUCUUAAACAAUCAACAAAGAAGCUACUCCCCAAAUCAUUUUCGUCUCACUCUAAAUUUUCUAAGUCGGUUCCACAGAGCCAAUCCAGGCCAUUGGUACAGCAGCCCGAGUUUUCUCUGGCGAUUGCACAGUACCAGGAGCGGGAACUGGAAGUAGGGAGACCUUCCCCGUCUUGCUCUGUGGAUAUAACGGAGCAUGCAGGAAGUUCCUUACAGUCGCCUCUGCUUUCCACGGAUUUGACCACAGCUCAGACCCCUUCAGAAUUCUUGGCCUUGACUGAAGACUCUUUGUCUGAGGCAGAUGCCUUUCCUAAAAGUGGAAGUAUGGCAUUGCACUGCGACAACUUUGGUCACAAUGAUGCUACCUCUCAGCCCACCCCCAAUCUCGCUGCAAUCACAAAGACCACGAUGGAGUUUGUAGGAACUGUGCCCUGUAUGAGGAUGUCUCCUGGGAGGUAUAGGCUAGAUGGCCGCUGUGGCACUGAAUUGCGUUCUUUACCGGAGAUCUCUGCAGCUAACCAGAGGGAAGUGUUGCCGCAAAGCGCUGGAUCCCCUCCUAGGAAUGUGAGCGACACAGAGACUCACCUACCACAUGGUCAUCAAAGAGAAGAGAAACCCACCGAACCAAUGCUGAGGACCAGCUCGCCCAGGACACUGGGCUCUUACGACCCACACAAGGCACUGGCCGAACGCAUUAAAGGAGUUCACCCUGUUUCAGAUUCAAGGGUAAUCCCUUCCUCUGGGGAUCAUAAUGUUUUUAACAAAACGUCUUAUGGAUAUGAAGCAAGUGCUGCCAAAGUUCUUGCCAGCAGCCUCAGCCCAUAUCAUGAAGGAAGGUAUAUAGAGCGGCGGCUGCGGUCCUCAUCUGAAGGAACAGCAGGGGGCGGCAGAGUGGUCUUGAAGCCGAAGGAUGGGCACGCUGAAGCCAGCAGCUUAAGGAAGCACAGAGCUGGGUCCUCGUCCUCCAAAAUGAACAGUCUGGAUGUUCUAAAUCAUUUGGGAUCCUGUGAACUGGAUGAAGAUGAUCUGAUGCUUGAUUUAGAAUUUUUAGAGGAACAGAAUCUUCAACCCCCAGUUUGCCGGGAAGAUUCCUGCCACUCUGUAAUGUCGUGCGCAGCCGUCCUUCUUAGCCCAGUGGACCAAACAAGAGAAAUGAAGAAGCUAGAAGAACCAAAAUGUCCUGAGCCUUCCAAACAGAGCCUUUCCCUGAAAAUAACAAAAGACCUUGAUCAAGAAGCCCGAUGUUCCCAUGUCAGCCGAAUGCCCACCAGUCCCUCUGCAGAUUGUCCCCUGCUCGGUGUGGAGGAAAAUGGAGGAGUAGAUUCCCUGCCAUUCAGACUCAUGCUGCAGGAGUGCACAGCAGUGAAGACAUUGCUACUGAAGAUGAAGAGAGUACUUCAAGAGAGUGAUGUGAGCCCUUCCAGCAGUACCACAUCGCUUCCCAUCAGCCCUCUCACAGAGGAUCCACUGCCUUUCAAGGAUAUAAUGAAAGACGAAUGCUCAAUGCUGAAGCUGCAACUGAAAGACAGGGAUGAGCUAAUUUCUCAACUUCAAGCAGAGCUGGAAAAAGUGCAACAUUUACAGAAGGCUUUUGCUUCACGAGUAGAUAAAUCCACGCAGACUGAACUUCUAGGCUGUGAUGCCCUGUGGAAUCCUACAUGCACUGGAGGUUUAUUUAAACCAGUAUAUAUUUCAAGCUAAAUUAAAUAAUCAUUUGACCAGGAAUAAUUCUUCAGUGAUCUUUGGCAUGUUAAAUAUUGAGUAAAAUGAAAUUUUCUAUGAUUUCUUCUGUUAACUAUCUUGCAAAAUAUGUAAUACAAAGAUUGUUUAAUUCUAAAGACUGUAUAACUUUGCAUUUAUAAACAGUUUCCACAGAAUAUUGAUGAAGACUCAAUGGGCAUAUAUUUGCUUUUAUGUACUGUGUGUAUUUUUUAUAAAAACAUAAAUUUAUUUAAAGAUUAUCUGUACAUGUGAAUAUACUAAAAUGUAAUAUUCCACUUGGCAGUCAAUAUUGUUUGAUCAUCCUCCUUAUCCAUAUCAUUUGUUUCUUUGGUUAUAAACUUUGUGUUUUUUUAUUUUACAUUCUGUUUGCAUUAGAUAGACAGGAAAUGAAAUCAUAGUUACCUCAUCUUAUCAGGACAGCUCCCAGUGAUGAAUUGAAUUAUUUGUGACCUCUUAUCAUCACAUGGUGAAAUGAGAAUGUCUUUAAAUGCAACAAAUCCAUGUGGCCUUUAUCUAACCACAGAAUGUAAUACAGACAGAGGAAAAUUAUAUCCUUUAAAAACAGAAAAACAGACUUAUCUGUUGAUAUCACAGUGAUAGAAAUUUAUUGAAUGUAUGUGGUAUAAGAAGAAGCCUUACCCUGAACUUAAUUUCUGUGGGUCCUUUUUUUUUAUUACCUUUCUAUGAUAGCCCACUAUAUCAAACGCCAUAGUAGCAAGAAGACUCUCUUGAUUGGUAUAAUUUAUUGCAAGGAUGGUUCGGUAUUGAGGGCAGGAUGAUGGUGAGGAGGGCCACAGGACUCAAGAGAAAGAACAGAUUUUGGUGAGCCCCUCCCUUUGUAAAGACAUCAUUACAUAAUUAUAGUGAUCAGUGGUAAUGUAUAGAACUAUGCUAUGAAAUUUAUUAAAUUAUUUGGAUCUUUAUAUAACACAAAAUAUAAAUGACCAAAUUCUGGGUGUAAAUUAUGGUG